Molecule: messenger RNA, 2987 nt
Organism: Symsagittifera roscoffensis
Lineage: Eukaryota; Metazoa; Xenacoelomorpha; Acoela; Convolutidae
Product: vacuolar protein sorting-associated protein 16 homolog
Exons: 10
Coding region: 13-2661 (882 amino acids)
Biological process (GO): endosomal transport; vacuole fusion, non-autophagic; intracellular protein transport
Cellular component (GO): endosome; lysosomal membrane; HOPS complex
Molecular function (GO): actin binding
Source: RefSeq, a predicted model, not a curated record
UUAUUUUUAGGUAUGUCUGUUACCAGUUUUCUCUCGCCCAUGUUUUGGGACGAGAUUGCUAAUUCCAACUACAUUCGGAUUGAACUGUACGCUAUGAAUUGGACUCUUCUAGACAUAGACUUGACAGCGCUCAUAGGAGUUGGAGCUCCCUAUAGCGGACCAGUAGCAUUGCGUCUUGACACUUCCAAACUUGUAAAGUCUUCAUUGGCUAAUAAAUGGAAAGAUAUCACAGUUUUCAGCUCCUCUGGAAACCUACUGGCUAAAAUAGAGAAGCCGAAUAAAAUGUUGACGAUGGGGUGGACUUUGGAAGAGGAUUUGGUGUGUGUUAGUGAAGACGGGCAGGUUAAUGUGUUCGACCUGGAAGGGCGGCCGAGGUUGUUCACAAAUAAAGUGCUCUCUUUUGGCAGUGAUGUCAGGGACAUAUCCAUCAUUGACGCCCUGGUGUACAACGAACCCAAGAGGGCACAUACAGGUGUUGCCAUUUUGACAACUCAGUUCACAUUCUACGUGAUGCCCAGUGUGGAACAGGAGACAUACCUCAAGUACCCAGACGUACCUGGACUGAACAUGCCCCCCUCUUGCUGGUGCGUCUACUUCCCAGAGGGGUCCAAAGCAUGUAUCCUUCUGGCUAAAGAGAAGUUCAUGUACACUUUGUCGCCUGAUGGGACCAUAACAGAGACUCUUCUGCAGACGAGGAGUCCUGUGGAUACUUUCGUUGCUUGUGCUCUGUCCAGAAACUGCAACUACCUUGCUCUGAUGGGCAACACGGGCGUUGUGUGGCUAGGCACUGCGAACAUGAAGACGAAGUUUGCAGAGUACGACACUAAACAGACUCAUGUGCCGAAGGAGUUCGCAUGGUGUGGAACUUCGGCUGUAGUAAUGUAUGACAAUAGAACGAGGAAUCUGUCUCUGAUUGACCUGAGUGGACAAUGUCUCAGAUACGAUGUGGCCAAUGACGUCAUACUCAUCAGCGAAAUGGACGCACUACGCAUUUUCAGCGAGGAGAACCAUGAAUUGAUGCAGAAGGUGCCGCAGAGUGUGGUGAGUAUCUGCAGUAUGGCAUCUACCACAGCUGGGGCCAAUCUGUUCGCAGCUGCCAAACUAUUCAGUGAGGAGAGUGCGAAGAGCUACGACUACCUAGAGGAGUACAGACAAGAUAUGGAAGUGGCUGUUGACCAGUGCAUACUAGCUGCUUUGGAGUGCCAUUUCCCCAACGAUCAGGAGGAACUGCUUCGUGCUGCUUCGUUUGGAAAAUGCUUCACAUCGGACCCCUCAGGAGCAGAGAAGUUUGCCAGUGCAUGUCGCACCCUGAGAGUGCUGAACAACAUCAGAGAUCCCCAGAUAGGGGUGCCCCUCACGCACCAGCAGUACAAGGCACUCGGAUUCACAUCAGUGGUCGAUCGAAUGAUAUUGCGUAAUCUCUGGCCUCUAGCUGUGUCUAUAUGCGAACAUCUUCAGAUCCCAGAAGCAGAAGGUGCGAGUAGAGUGAAGAAACACUGGGCAUGUUGGAAGAUAACCCAGGAUACUUUAUCAUCCCGAAAAAUGGCAGAUGAAGAACUGGCUAAAGUCAUUCGCAACAAGCUAGAGAAAUCAUCGGGCAUAUCAUACGCUGAUAUCGCUAAGCGCGCGAUUGACUGCCAGAGAGACGAACUGGCGAUUCAGUUGUUGAAUUUUGAAACCAGAAGUUCACAUCAAAUCCAUUUGCUGAUUAAACUUAACAGACAUAGCGUGGCUUUGGAUAAGGCUAUUCAAAGUGGAGAUCCUUUCUCAAUUUAUGACGUCAUAAUAAAUCUCCAGAACUGUAUGUCUAGUCUGGAGUUCCAACGUCUCAUCACGUCGAACAAAAGAGCUCUGAGUUACUACAUGAAGUAUUUGAAGAAUUCGAGUAGAGACCAGUUGCUGAGGAUGUAUGGACAGAAUGAUGAUUAUUUCAACCAAGGAUUGUGUAAACUAGACGAGAGCUAUCACGAGAUCAGUAAUGACAACAAAGUCAGUGUGCUUAAAGAGGCGAAGGCAGACUUCGUGAGUGCGAAGGCGGAGAUAGUGAGCCAAUUAACAGAAGAUCAAAUCAGACUCUAUAAGUCACAACAAGCACUCGAAGAUUCACUCAGGUGUCCGAAACAGCUAUUUGGCCAGUCUCUCCACACGUACAUAUUGAAUCUGGUGAAGAGGGGGAGAUACAAGGAGGCAGACAAUGUGAAGAAAGAUUUCAAAAUGUCAGACAAGAAGUACUGGUGGAUCAAGAUAGAAGGUCUGGCCGCUCGGGAGGACUUCAGUGAGCUGGACAAGUUCUCCAAGUCGAAGAAGAGUCCGAUUGGGUAUGGGCCCUUUGUUGAACUGUGUCUCAAGUAUGGCCGCAGACAGGAGGCAGACAGAUAUCUCCAGAGAAUCCCCACCGAGGAGAGAGUCAUGUCGUACAUCAGAAUGGGUGACCUUGAAAAGGCGGCCGAGCAGGCAUUCGUGAACAAGAGUGUGGAGGAGUUGAACAGAGUGGCAGACAGAGUCACAGUCGCACUCUCAGCAGCCGCUUCUCCCUCAGCAUCAUCAGGCACUGCUGGAUCCUCAACAUCGGCAGGCACUGCAGUGGGAGUAGUUAGCGCACAGAAUCUAAGGGCAUUGAUGACCAGAAUACAAGUCAAUGUGGAGAAACUCAACAGCUGAGACGAUGACAGUCAUUGAAUACUGAUGUUGCAGUAGGUUGCAAAACAAGUUAUAAGUCCGUCAUGACUAUUUAAACUGCUGCUAUAUUAUGUUAAUAUGCGUCUGUCAUGUUUUCAGGCGAACAACUGGUGCUACAGUCAAAACUCAUGAGUCGUAGAAAUUGCAAAAGUACGGUAGAAAAUGCCCGUGAAAAGGGCACGGAUAUUAUUGUUGCAACAAGAAUUGUCGUUAAGCCCAAUAUUUAACACAAAAUUUGUUGAAUAGAUUAGGUAUAAAUAGUUUCAUGCUCAGCAAAUUUCUAUUUUGUUUACUGAAAUUUUACUUGA